Pecten maximus is the source of this 4924-nucleotide messenger RNA. Its product is annotated as beta-ureidopropionase-like. The transcript is spliced from 15 exons. The record is from RefSeq and is a predicted model, not a curated record. NCBI's taxonomy places the organism in Eukaryota, Metazoa, Mollusca, Bivalvia, Pectinida, Pectinidae. Gene Ontology annotation, molecular function: beta-ureidopropionase activity. The coding region runs from base 29 to 1189 and encodes 386 amino acids.
AGGACGUUCUCUACUGUAACCCGAAAGAAUGGCUGCUGAACUGGAAAGCGUUGAGAAAGUUUUGGAAAAGCACUUACCAGCCGCAGAAUUUGCGGAAGUAAGGCGCAUCUUGUACGGAAAAGAACUAAGAAAACUUAGCCUACCAGAAGAUGUGUAUUCAGCAGCUGCCCAGAAAGACUUUGAAGUCCAAGGUUAUAGUUUCUGUGAGAUCGCUAAAGAGGAAAGUUUUCGUCCACCAAGAAUAGUCCGAAUUGGGGCCAUACAGAACAAGAUUGUCCUUCCAACAACAGCACCAAUACCAAAACAGAUUGAAGCACUCCAUAACAGGAUCUCUGAUAUCAUUGAUGUUGCUGCUCAAUCUGGUGUGAAUGUUCUUUGUAUGCAGGAGGCAUGGACUAUGCCUUUUGCCUUCUGUACUCGAGAGAAACAUCCUUGGUGUGACUUUGCAGAGUCUGCAGAAAAUGGUGCUACGACCAAGCUUUUACAAGAGCUGGCUAAAAAGUACAAUAUGGUGAUCAUCUCACCGAUCCUGGAAAGGGACGAGACACAUGGAGAUAUUCUUGCCAACACAGCAGUGGUGAUAUCUAACACCGGUCAGGUGCUUGGUAAAUCCAGGAAGAACCAUAUCCCCAGAGUUGGUGAUUUCAAUGAGUCUACCUACUAUUUGGAGGGAGACACGGGCCACAAAGUGUUCCAGACACAGUUUGGAAAGAUCGCUAUCAACAUCUGUUAUGGACGCCAUCAUCCUCCCAACUGGAUGAUGUAUGGAGUAAAUGGAGCUGAAAUUGUAUUUAAUCCAUCUGCAACUGUUGGAGCUUUGAGUGAGCCGAUGUGGCCCAUAGAAGCCCGGUGUGCGGCCAUUGCUAACAGCUACUUCACAUGUGGCAUCAACAGAGUUGGCACGGAGGAGUUUGCUAGUGAAUUCACAUCAGGGAACGGUAAACCAGCCCACAAGGACUUCGGACAUUUCUAUGGCUCUAGCUACGUGGCAGCCCCCGAUGGGACCCGCACACCGGGACUUUCGAGGACUCGAGAUGGACUUAUGGUGGCGGAAGUCGACCUGAAUCUGUGUCGGCAGGUCAAGGAUGCUUGGUGUUUCAGGAUGACCCAAAGACUGGACAUGUAUGCCAAGUCACUGACAGAGGCGGUCAAGCCUGACUACCAGCCAGAUGUGGUCAAGGAGAAGUAGAGGUCAAUGUCCUGUUGAAGGUCCGCAGUCCAAUGGACUCUCGCCUUAAACACCACCAGGGGGCAGCACUCUUCACAACAAACUUUAGACCAUCAGAUGAUAAAUGUUUUUGUAAACAGAGAUUAGUUCUGUAUUCGAGUACUUUUAUUAGAAUAGCAUUUUCUUCUACAACAUAUGUUUGAAAAAAUUAAUAGCUAAAAAUGAUUUUAUUUGAUUUGUCAUCAUAUUACCGUGAUUAUCCCGGUUUGACCUUUCAGUGUGAUUAACCUUUCCUUAGAGGUCAAACUCUUACUGUUUUAUCUUACUACUAUCGUAUAUUGAAUUUGGGACCUAAAAUCUCAUCACUUAAAAUAGCUGACUGUCUUAAUACACUCUCAGUCAACAGCCUGCUAUCACAAGAGCAAAUGUAACUUGGAUUUCCUAUUGGUACUGUGUUAUUUUUUACCUGAAUACACACAUAUAGAUCUGAUUUAACAAAAUCAUAUUUUAAAACUACAGUAUGUACAUGUUUUGAGCUACUAUUUUUGCUGGACAAUUCAGGUUUUAAUACUAUGGGCAUUAAGAAAUUUAACUGAUAAUUUAUAGCUAAACAAGGGUCCAAAACCAGGAGUCUCCCUCGUAUUUAAUUACGAAAAGUCGGCAAGUGAGAAUGUCUACUUGGUGCAGGAAUUUGGGGUAAUGCAUUGCUGGAAAAGUGCUGGAAUUUGUUGAAAUAUACUUGAAUUUAUAUUUUCUGCAAAAAUACGUGGAAAGUGUUGUUUGUUUGCUCAGUUUUAAUGCACUGUGAACAGCCAGGGAUGUUUUAAAAAUAAAAAGUAACAAUUCCUUACAAGUUUGGACAAAAAAUGCACAUUGAGAUGGAAAUUAUGUUGAAAAGUGCUUGAAUUUUGAUGUAAAAAAUCUAUACAUAGCAUGGUCUCUUGUUUGAAUAUUUUCUAUGUUAUUUAUGUAUGAAUAUAUAUACUGUAGUUAGUUUAUCGAUAACACAAUUUCAAACCAAGCUGUAUCUUUUACAUCGGAUAUAUAGAUCUGAUAAACCUUUUUGAAAAUUAUUAAAUAGAGAAAAUUAGUUCAUAUCCCAAUUUUGACAGAGUAGCACAUUGAAGAAUUGGUGCACCAAAAUUAUUUUUAAUAGAAACAGUAUGAUAGAAAAAGUGAAUUAAGCACAAUCAUAAUUAAGUGCAGUGCAUUUAGCUGUAAAAUUAUUAGAAUAAGAUGACGGCUAAAAUAUGUGUGAAAGUUAUAUAUUCACAGCAUGUGAUCGCUCAUCGGUAUUUUAAAGGACUACAGAUUUUUUUGUAGCCUGGUUGGUAUAUUGUUGCAUUGUUUUAUCACUGAUUUAAAACUACUGAAUACUGCCAUCUAUAACCAUGUAUUAAUUCAUAACAGCAUUUCAAUUGAUUUGAAGUGCAGCUGACUUGAUUAUUAAAAUGUGUAAUGUAAACAUAUUGUAAUGUAACAUGACUAUUACUUUCUUUCUCAUAGAGAGUUGAACGUUAUUAUGUCGCAUGUUAACCUCUUAAACAGUGCUUCAGGAAAGACUUAUCACAGCAAAAUCAUCUGGAUGAGGCCUCUGUGAUUUAUGCUGGAGUAUGUUGUGAUUAAGUCACCUGUAUCACUGUGAUUUUUGUUUAAAUUUGUACUUUUGUAUCAAUUCUACAAUAUAUAUACAUUCGCUAGAAAUGGUGCUAUAAUAUGUAUUUUGCCAAUUAUUGAAAAUUAUUAAUGUUUUGUAUAUAACUAUACAUAAGUGUAUCAAUAAUAACUCCUUAAUUCGUAGUUUUAGUAUAUAGUUGAGUUUUGAUGUAAUCUUGCCCUUUGAAUUACAAUUUUAUCAAACCAUAUGUCCCAGGAUCUUUAUUAGUAUUGGGGGGAGGGGGAAUAUAGUUUUCAUCUCCGUCCAUUUUGUAUGUAUGGGUAAAGUGAAGUAGGAAAUUGUCAAAGUUCUGUUAAGGUGGAGCAAGGGAGGUAACUAUGUUAAGUUAUCCAAACUGUUCCAUUAUCAAGCCGUGGUUCGUCUGUCCAUCCCGCCAUAAACAAUUCUUGUUAUCGCUAUUUCUCAGAAAACACUUAAGGGAUCUUUUUCAAAUUUCAUAUGUAAGUUCUCCUUGGUCCCUAGAUGUGCAUAUUGCAUUUUGUGACCGAUCAGAAUACAACAUGGCCGACAAGCAGCCAUCUUUAAUUUUGACAUUAGAAGUUUGUUCUUGUUGUUUCUCAGGCAAUACUGGAGGGAUCUUAUUCAAAUUUCAUAUGUAAGUUCCUUUUGGUCCCUUGUUAUGCAUAUUGCAGGUUGCUCCAGCUAUAGCUUGUUAUAUAAAGUUAUAAAAUACAUUUUGAAGGAUGAGUGAAAGAAGGGAAAAGAAGAGGGUGCCAAGAUCCCCCUCUGGGAUCUCUUGUUUAAAACCAUACAGUCAUCACAGAAUUUAGCUAUAAAUUCUAGAAAUGGCAGAAGCAUGAUUGCCUUGUAUGACAGUACACUGUUAGUCACGUUUGGUUUUCACUAUGUAGUUGAUAAACAGAGUAUUUCAGAAAGAAAUGAUAUCAUUUCAAUCUGUCCUUCAUGCAUGUUUUUAGGAUAUUAGGAAACAUGUGAAAAUGAAAAUAAAUCUAGUCAUAUUUUGUUGAUAGAGACGAAUUCAGCAGAAAAUGUACAUUGAAACCUGACUUAACUGACACACUGGGAUCGAGUCAAAAUGUCUUGGGAUAUGGCUGUGUGCCAGUAAAGUACACUAUGGCACAGAGUCAGAAUGGGUUGGAUGUUACAGGAUGUCUGUGAAGUUAGUGUCGGCAAUGACAGUGGAGCAUGUCAAUAUUCUGAUGGAAUUGAUCAGAUGAUACAGGAUGUCAUUAUAAUCAGUGGUCAGUAAAGUUAGGUUUCAUUGUAAAUGUUUUUAGAAAAAGGAAACUUUGUAAAACAUGUUGUUUGUAAAUGGGACCCCAGUUAGUUUUAAAUAUUGCUCAGUUAAAAUGGUGCUACGCUGUACGGGCAUUUUUCGUAUGUGGUUGUUUUUCAUUCUUCAUGCCAGAUAUUAAUGUCACUUGUGUAAAGCAAACUAGAAAUUAUAAUAUCCAGCUACAAUGUGUAAUUCAUAAACCUAGAAACUAUGGCAAGCCAAAGAGGAAAAAGGUCCCUAUUUAUUGGUAUCAUAUAAUUCAUUUCAAAUAUCCAUAAUUCAUUUUAAAUAUCCAUAAAUGAUUUAUGGAUAUCCAUAAUUUGACUUAUUUAUGGAUAUCCAUAAAUGAUUUAUGGAUAUUUAAAAAUGAAUUAUGGAUAUCCAUGAAUCGGACCACUGCCAGCAGGGUAGACAACUCUUUAUUGUCUCUAUUGGAGCUCCUCUGACUUUAUACAAGUUAGUUUAUUACUGUCGAUUUGUGUUUUUGUUUCGGUAAUUUUAAUCUAGAUUUGAAAUUGAGUAAUAUGCAUAUUGUAUGAAAGGCACUUUAAAUUGACCUAGAUUGAUGAAAUCUCCUGUCCUUUCUAUUUCGUAGUAGAAUCUACCUGUCGUAAUUGUACGUAUUUUUACUUAAAUUUUACUAGUUUUGUAGAUCUACAUAAAUUAUGAACAAAAUUUUUGCAACGAAUAUGUGACAUAUUACGUACAUAGAAAUAUGAUCAGAGAACUGUCAGAUAAAGGUAAUUUUUGUUUCAUUAUUUGAAAUACAUCUGUCUGACCAGAGAUAGAUUCCACAUUGUGUGCCAUGUUGUGUUCUCUAAUAAAGAACUUGCAUACUUCA